This is a messenger RNA of Talaromyces atroroseus, 1998 nucleotides long. RefSeq lists its product as hypothetical. Gene Ontology annotation, biological process: protein secretion. Gene Ontology annotation, cellular component: endoplasmic reticulum membrane. Bases 1 to 1998 code for a protein of 665 amino acids. Gene Ontology annotation, molecular function: GTPase activator activity; guanyl-nucleotide exchange factor activity; protein binding. The record is from RefSeq and is a predicted model, not a curated record. Lineage: Eukaryota; Fungi; Ascomycota; Eurotiomycetes; Eurotiales; Trichocomaceae. The transcript is spliced from 2 exons.
AUGGCGCCAUUGAUAGCAUCCUCAAAGAUCACGCUGUCCUGCCCGCUGUUCGCUGCUGACUUCGACCCCCAAAACCACGGCCUUCUGCUUGUAGGAGGUGGAGGAGGCGAGGGCCGCAGUGGUGUGGGAAAUAGAAUUACUCUAUUGAAUACUUCAAAACGGCAUGAAAUCUCCGAACUAGUCGACAUCCAACUAUCGCGCGACGAAGAUUCCGUUACAUCACUGGCAGUUGCUGGAUCAACUGAUGAGUCAAUGGUGGCUCUUGCGGGGAUAAAUAGUUCUCAAGCCGAGCAGCUGAAAGGAAAUAACCAGCAUCUGCGAUCCUUCCGGCUGGAGUAUCCGCCACGUAAGGGUGCGAGUCGAGACGAUAAUACAAUCGAGAAAAAAGAUGAGAGUGAUGGAUCCAAUUUACCUAGAGGAAAGACUACGCCGUUAUCUCAAGUUUCGCUGUUCAGAACAAAUAUCGUUGAAAGGGGUCAGAAACCGCCCUCUAAAGUUGACACAUAUCAGAGACUACUACGGCUGUCUCCUUACAAAACCGUCGAAUCACCCCGAAUAGGCGCAAUUGCAACUGGCUUGGCGCCCUGGGGGGAGAUUGUUCUUUUCAAUGCCACUUCCCAGCCUCAAGCAUCAGACGUCAUUGGACGAAUUCGGUUGGCAAAUGGGGAGGAGGCCGAAGAUGUAGAUAUCCUAGAGUUGGAUGAUGGCAAAUUCCUAGUGGCCUACACCAACGGAACGGAGGUAUUCACGUUUGAGAUAUUGUCGUCCCGAAAAUCGAAUGCCGCUCCUGAAGUCAAGACGGUCUUCACAAUUCCCAAGACUUUACCCAAGAAAUCCAAAUAUCGAGCGCUACGGUUCCUUUCUCCGACCACAUUACUCCUCCUUCAGAACACGACAGAUCGCUCAGGAUGUGAGCUUUCAGUCCUGUCUCUUCCAACAUCACGCCAAUCAACAGAAAGUGGCACUAUUAUUCGCCGAAAAAAGCUACGAAAGUCCAUCAAGAUUGGACUGAGCCUGGAUGUCAUUAACCUGGGUGAAGGCGAUAGCAAAGAACGACAGUACCUGAUCGCCCUAGCAGGCAGUGACCAAUCCAUCGAAACGUUGACCCUCGACUAUUUGCCGAGGAAAGGGUACGGCGCAUUGAAAUCCUACGCUUCAUUAAAAGACGCACAUCCAUUCUCCAUGACCAAAGUCUGCUUCUCCCAUUACCGACCGCCUGCAUACCCAGUCACAGGCAACACACCUCCACAAUACGUUAAACUAGCCUCAAUCAGCCUGGGAAAUACAGUAGUUGUGCACACGUUUACACUCUACCCUCAACAAACCCUUGCAGGACGAGAUACCACGUCACCCCGAUAUGCCCUCAAGCCACCGGGCCGCUCCGAUACCUGGGAGACCAUAUUCAGCUGCAUAGUAGCUCUUGCCAUGGUUGCAUUUGCCUGCCUCCUAACGCAGGCCUAUUGCGAAAUUAGGGGAAUCACAGCUCCAACGCUCGGUGCUACAGACUGGUUACCCGACGGACUUCGCAGACGCAUUGGCAGACCAUAUACAUCUGACCUCCCUCGUCUUAUUCCUCUUGACGGACUGGCUGAUGUGCCUGAAAUGCAAGUAUCGCCAUCCUCAUCAACGGGCAUUAUAAUCAAAGACCACCAUUUGCGCGAAUUCCUAAUAGCUCGAAACGAAAACAACCCUGCUGCUAGCACCAGCAUUGACCCUGAUUCACCUACAACUACAACAUUAGCAUCACAUCCUGUAAUCAUCAGACACGAUACAGAAGGAACCAUAUACGCGCAACAGCAACAAUCUCAGCACCCUACGGACGUCGAUAUUGAUCGAUUAUCAUCAGUCCGGAAAUGGGAAGAUCUACAUCCCGAAGAACGUCGACGAUGGCGCCACCACUUGGAGCAGGCUGGUCUUUGGGCUCUUGAAGAAGGGGAACAGGUAUUUCAGGGGAUUCUCUUUGGACAAAUUGGGGGUUUUAUCGCUGAUGCUAUAUAA